UUGCUUGCAUCCAUUUGCAAACGGGCAGUUACCGGGUGUUUUUGCGGAGUUAAAAAAAAAUAAAUAAUUUUGUCAUUUAUUAAUCAACUAGAAAAGUGAUAUAGUUUAGUUUUUCUCAUUUCUUAAAUAUUGUGAAUUAAAAAUGGCGACUCAACCACACAGCAGAAAACGAGUUUGUUACUACUAUGACAGUGACAUCGGUAAUUAUUAUUAUGGCCAGGGACACCCUAUGAAGCCCCAUAGGAUUCGUAUGACCCAUAAUUUGCUGUUAAAUUACGGACUUUAUCGAAAAAUGGAAAUAUAUAGGCCCCACAAAGCAACAGCCGAAGAAAUGACCAAGUUUCAUUCCGAUGACUACAUAAGAUUUUUAAGGUCAAUAAGACCUGAUAAUAUGUCUGAAUAUAAUAAACAGAUGCAAAGAUUUAAUGUUGGGGAGGACUGUCCUGUAUUCGAUGGUCUCUAUGAAUUUUGUCAGCUUUCUGCUGGUGGUUCAGUAGCUGCUGCAGUAAAGUUGAACAAACAGGCCUCAGAGAUUUGCAUUAACUGGGGUGGGGGCUUACAUCACGCUAAAAAGUCUGAGGCCUCAGGAUUUUGUUAUGUUAAUGACAUCGUGUUGGGUAUACUGGAACUCCUGAAGUAUCAUCAACGUGUCUUGUACAUCGACAUUGAUGUUCAUCAUGGCGAUGGUGUAGAAGAAGCUUUUUACACAACCGACCGAGUCAUGACUGUUUCAUUUCACAAAUACGGCGAAUAUUUUCCCGGCACUGGUGACUUACGUGAUAUUGGUGCGGGCAAAGGGAAGUACUAUGCCGUUAACAUUCCACUCCGAGACGGUAUGGACGACGAGUCGUAUGAAAGUAUCUUUGUUCCAAUCAUAAGUAAGGUUAUGGAGACAUUUCAACCGAGCGCUGUGGUCCUGCAAUGUGGAGCAGAUUCUCUCACGGGAGAUCGUUUAGGGUGUUUCAAUUUAACCGUGAAAGGACAUGGCAAAUGUGUAGAAUUCGUAAAAAAAUACAACCUACCUUUCAUGAUGGUCGGAGGUGGAGGUUACACCAUUAGGAACGUGUCCAGGGCGUGGACUUACGAAACCUCCGUAGCACUGGGCGUCGAAAUAGCCAAUGAACUACCUUAUAACGACUACUUUGAGUAUUUCGGACCCGAUUUUAAACUGCAUAUCAGCCCGAGCAAUAUGGCCAACCAGAACACGCCGGAGUAUCUAGAAAAAAUCAAGACCAGGCUAUUCGAGAACCUGAGGAUGUUACCACAUGCUCCAGGGGUCCAAGUCCAAGCUAUUCCGGAAGAUGCAAUCAAUGAAGAGUCUGACAAUGAAGAUAAAGUAGACAAGGACGAGAGACUACCUCAGAAGGACAUCGAUAAGAGAAUCGUACCGGAAAAUGAAUUUUCUGACAGUGAGGAUGAGGGUGAGGGCGGUAGGAGAGACAAUCGAAGUUACAAGGGUAGGAAACGUCCUCGACUCGACAAAGGCGGCGAUAACAAAGAUGCUAGCGAUGAAAAGUUGAAGGACGAUGUUAAAUCCGAGAAAGCGUCUGUGGAACAGGAGAGUAGAUGAAAAUUUCAGGCAAAACUCGUAACAUAGGUGAUGACAUAAUAUCAAGUCCAGAGGACACAAAGAAAGACACAAGUUCUACUCCGCCAUGAUUAUAUCAUAUAAUUAAAAAAAUGAUACGUAUUAAGAGUAAAUUCACAUACAAGGAUAGUAAUUUAAUUUUUUUACCUCUUAAUGUAAGAAAUUGCACCACAUUCAAUAGUAAGUGGUCUAGUGCUACGAGAAUAACAUUUUAUACUUGUCUUUCUUAAAAAAGUCAAUAUUUUAAUAACUAAAUGUGUUAUCUGUACUGUGUACAAGAUGUAUUUUAGUUUCAUAUAUUUUUUUGUAGGUAUAAUUUUUUCGAUACGCUGUUACAUUACACUAGUGCAAAAUUACUUUUAGUUUGAUGUGUCUGAAAUUUGUAGGCGCGUGAGUGGAUAUUAUGUGUGAAAUGUUUGUUGAUAGAUGGAUUGCAUGUGCGUUGUACAUAAUUUUUUCUGUUUUUCGACUGCAUUUAGUUUGAUGUUUCGAACUAUUGACUGGUAUCGUGAAAUAGUUUCAUUAGUGAUUUAUUAUAUUUUAAAGAUUUGUAAUUUCUUUUUCAACAUUGUAGUAGUUGUAUUAAAAUAAAUUAUAUGUAAAAUUA
This is a messenger RNA of Anoplophora glabripennis (Asian longhorned beetle), 2195 nucleotides long. RefSeq names its product histone deacetylase Rpd3 (gene HDAC1). The transcript is spliced from 5 exons. The record is from RefSeq and is a predicted model, not a curated record. Gene Ontology annotation, molecular function: histone deacetylase activity. NCBI's taxonomy places the organism in Eukaryota, Metazoa, Arthropoda, Insecta, Coleoptera, Cerambycidae. The coding region runs from base 143 to 1570 and encodes 475 amino acids.